Molecule: messenger RNA, 2223 nt
Organism: Syngnathus typhle (broad-nosed pipefish)
Lineage: Eukaryota; Metazoa; Chordata; Actinopteri; Syngnathiformes; Syngnathidae
Product: low density lipoprotein receptor adapter protein 1-B
Exons: 10
Coding region: 893-1732 (279 amino acids)
Source: RefSeq, a predicted model, not a curated record
UAUUGGGACGGAUGGCAAGUAUCUUCCACCUCGACACACGCGCACUAUCAGAGUGUGUGUAGAGUUUGCGUAUAUGUGACAGACGGGCACGAUUGAGAUCCGCUGAAAUGAACACAAGACACCACCACCACCAUUGUAGCAGCAGAACCAGCAGCAGCAGCAGCAGCAGCAGCAUGAUGUCGAUGCCGCCACCUUGGCCGACCCUCCACUAUAAUAAAGAGCAGAAUAAUGCUUAAGGUGACUAUUCACACACUUAUUUGCUUCGUGGGUGUUCAAAAAUGAUGAUGGGUUAAUAAAUAUCACACUAUGACAGACGAUAUGACAGCGCAUCUGUUGGAUUCAGGAAAAGUGCAAUGACGCGAUAUAAACGCUAGAGAGCGCCAACUUGCAGACGAUGCUUCAUAUUACGUUAAAAGGUGUCAUUGUUUACAGUUCUAUUUUUUUCAUUUGAUUUUUUUUUAAUAAGUCGUUACAGUGGGCAAACAAAACGGUUUUUUUUUUCCUGCCGUACGAUAAGUCAAUUGAAAUAAACGUUGAAACAUUUAUCACGAUAAAACAUGGAACACUUGCCAUGCUAUUAUACCUAACAUACACGUCAUUUCAGAUAACAUUCCCUGUCAAAAAAGAAAAGAAAUGGAAAAAUGGAAAUGGGGGUAAGUUUGGGUGAGUCCCUGGAGGGAGGAAAGGAGGGAGGAAAGGAGGGACACGCCCUCCCUCGAUCAGCACCGGAGACACGCCGGCCGCUGGCAGGGCGUAGCUCUGCUCGGCGUUAGUUGCUCACCACCGGUGGGCACCAGCAGGGAGGGAGCGAGCGGGACACCGACAGCGACCGGACGCCUGCCUGCCUGCCGAGCGAAGAGGAGAGGACCGACGUCCAGUUGCACCGGCGGCCAUGGACGCGCUGAAAAACGCCGGGAGAGCCAUCAUCAAGAGCCCUGGCGUCCCGCGGCACACGUGGGGAACUUCCAAGCACGAAAAGCUUCCCGAGAACUGGACCGACACCAAAGAGACUCUGUUGGAGGGCAUGGCGUUCAACCUCAAGUACCUGGGAAUGACAUUAGUGGGCCAGCCCAAAGGGGAGGACAUGGCCGCCGCCGCCAUCCGCAGGAUCGUCACCACGGCCAGAGCCGGCGCUAAGAAGUUCCGCAAAGUCACGCUGACCGUCUCCCCGAAAGGCAUCGUCAUUACCGACACGGACACGGCGGACCUGGUCGAAAACGUCUCCAUCUACAGAAUCUCGUACUGCACAGCAGACAAAAGCCAGGACAAGGUGUUUGCCUACGUGUCUCAGAGCGCUUUCAACGAGACGCUGGAGUGUCACGCCUUCCUCUGCCAGAAGAAGAAGAUUGCUCAGGCCGUGACGCUGACUGUGGCACAGGCCUUCAAAGUGGCCCUGGAUCUUUGGGAGCUUGCUCAACAAGAUAAAAGCAGGAAGGCGAGAAGCGCAUGUUGCUCCUGCGCAGCCGCCACCAACGGUCACGGGGCGGCGACGACAGACGCUGGCUGCCUUCCCGCAGCGGCGUUCUCUUCAGACACGUCUGGCAGCGCCGACAAGAUGCCGCGUCGACCGUUCCUGUCCACCUCCAUCAGCUCGCCGUCGCCUCGCAGCAACCCCGCUCGGAGGCGACCCGUCAAACACGACUCCUGGGACGUGGACGACGGACUGGAUGACCUUUUGGCAAGCAGCAUGGACGUAGAGGACACAGGCAGUGAUCUUCGACAUCUUCUUUGAAUGGAUUCAAACCAAAAGUGUCCGUCCCCCUGUCUUUCCAUCAGAAUGGUCAAGCCCGGCUCCUGACCCAUCUUUGCCCAUGCAGCUUUGAAUCUUGAAGUCGAUCGAGAUGAGUGGGAUCAGUGUGGAGCCACAAUGUUGCCUCAAUGAGGACAACCAUCAAAAGCACCACCACCACCACCACCGUGAUCCUCCUCUUGCCACAAUGCGGACAACUUGACAAUAAAGCCACUGUCAUUCUUGAGACACGCGCACUCGGUGUCCCUCACAAGCGCACAGCUGGUACAAGAACCUUGGACGAUGGACGGCGGCAGCCACGUCUCCAUGUUUCCUCCUUUCUUUUCUUUGUGCUUUUCAAACCAAUUUGUUGAGGCACCUCACCAAACUUCCCUUUUGUAUCCAAGCAGCACGUAUCUUGCAGUAUCUCCACGUAUUGUGUGGAAUUGAAUUUGACAUCUGAGUAAGUGAGGAGAAUUUCAGAUGGAAAGGUU